AUGACCACCAAAAACAAUUCUGGUGACAACCCAUACUUAGCCUGCAGCAGUCCCAAAGAAAAGGCCUUCAGCCAAGUCUUCCUCCCUACCCUCUAUAGCAUUGUCUUCAUUGUGGGGUUCAUUGGCAAUGGCCUGGUGGUGUGUGGUCUGGUCAAGUAUCACAAAAGGUUAAAUAUGACAGAUCUGUGCCUCUUCAAUCUGGCACUUUCUGACAUUCUGUUCCUGAUUUCAUUGCCUUUCUGGGCUCACUAUGCUGCAAUCGCUAGUUGGACCUUCAGGGGCUUCAUGUGCCAUGUAGUGACAGCACUCUACAUGCUGGGAUUUAAUGGAAGUAUCUUCUUCAUGAUCCUCAUGACUGUACACCGCUACGCCAUUACUGUCCAUGUCCAUAAUUCCCACUUCUUCAAGCCCCAAUCUGUGAAAGCAAGUAUAGUGCUGGUUAUGUUUAUGUGGGCACUUAGCAUAGGAGCCUCUCUGCCAACCAUCAUUUUCUCCCAAGCAAAGAAUGAAUCAGGGAGAUGGACAUGCAGGGUGGAAUAUCCACAAGGGACAGCAUGGACAUCAUUCUCUUACAUUGAGCUGAACAUCCUUGGCUUUAUUAUUCCACUCUCAGUGAUGGUGUUCUGCUACUCACGUAUCAUCCCUGUCUUGAUGGCCAUGAAGUCUCAGAAGAAACACAAAGCUGUCAAGCUCAUCUUUGUCUUAUUCACUGUUUUUUUCCUCUUCUGGACGCCCUACAACAUUGUGAUCUUCCUGAAUUUCCUGCAUCAUUUGGGUUAUAUGCACAGCUGUGAGUGGCAUCAGGACCUGUAUAUGGCUAUGCAGUGGGUGGAAACCAUAGCAUUCAGUCACUGCUGCCUCAACCCCAUAAUCUAUGCCUUUGUUGGGCAGAAAUUCAGAAAUUUAAUUCUCAAGAUGCUGAAAGACUGUUUUUUUCUUUGCUUUGGUCAGUGCCCAACGAUUCCCAAUCAGUUCUCAAAGAAGAGGAGCUCACACUCGCAAGAAAUGUACAGCACAAAGAUUGUGUAG
Molecule: messenger RNA, 1029 nt
Organism: Neoarius graeffei (lesser salmon catfish)
Lineage: Eukaryota; Metazoa; Chordata; Actinopteri; Siluriformes; Ariidae
Product: C-C chemokine receptor type 5-like
Exons: 2
Coding region: 1-1029 (342 amino acids)
Biological process (GO): immune response; G protein-coupled receptor signaling pathway; chemotaxis
Cellular component (GO): membrane
Molecular function (GO): chemokine receptor activity
Source: RefSeq, a predicted model, not a curated record